Messenger RNA from Eptesicus fuscus (big brown bat), 2310 nucleotides. It is a transcript of the gene TRIM7, whose product is annotated as tripartite motif containing 7. Gene Ontology annotation, molecular function: protein binding; zinc ion binding. The transcript is spliced from 8 exons. The record is from RefSeq and is a predicted model, not a curated record. Bases 207 to 1787 code for a protein of 526 amino acids. Lineage: Eukaryota; Metazoa; Chordata; Mammalia; Chiroptera; Vespertilionidae.
GGCGUUGCCCUCACUGGGAGCCCCUCAAAGCGCCCCUUCCGGGCGGGUUUUGGGGGGGGGGGGAGCGCCCCCUGUGCGGGUCUCCGUCCGCCGGUGGCAGCCACGCCCUUCCUCCCAGAGGCCCGCCCCGGCCCCGGGAUCCCCGGCGCAGCCAUUGGCUCCCCGGCCUCGCCAGCGCCGCCCGACUCGGGGCGCGGAGGGCGUGCAUGGCGGCGGUGGGGCCGCGCGCGGGUCCCGGCUCCGGGGCCGAGGCCCUGGCUCUGGCGGCGGAGCUGCAGGGCGAGGCGACGUGCUCCAUCUGCCUGGAGCUCUUCCGAGAGCCGGUGUCCGUCGAGUGCGGCCACAGCUUCUGCCGCUCGUGCAUCGCGCGCUGCUGGGAGCGCCCGGGCGCGAGCUCCGCCGCCGCCCGCCUGCCCUGCCCGCUGCCCUGCCCGCAGUGCCGCGAGCCCGCGCGCCCGAGCCAGCUGCGGCCCAACCGGCAGCUGGCCGCCGUGGCCACCCUGCUGCGGCGCUUCAGCCUGCCCGCCGCCCCGGGCGAGCGCGGGCCCCCGGACGCGGCGGGGUGCGCACAGCACGGCGAGCCGCUCAAGCUCUACUGCCAGGACGACGGGCGCGCCAUCUGCGUGGUGUGCGACCGCGCCCGCGAGCACCGCGCUCACGCCGUGAUCCCGCUCGACGAGGCUGUGCAGGAGGCCAAGGAGCUCCUGGAGUCCAGGCUGAAGGUCUUGAAGAGUGACCUGGAGGACUAUGAGGUGUUUCGUUCCACCGAAGAGAAGGAGAGCAAGGAGCUCCUGAAGCAGAUGGCAGCGGAGCGAGAGAAGGUGGGGGCAGAGUUUCAGGCCCUGCGGGCCUUCCUGGUGGAGCAGGAGGGCCGGCUCCUGGGCCGCCUGGAGGAGCUUACCCGGGAGGUGACACAAAAGCAGAAUGAGAACCUGGCCCAGCUCGGGGGCGAGAUCGCCCAGCUAUCCAAGCUCACCAGCCAGAUCCAGGAGACAGCUAGCAAGCCCAACCUUGACUUUCUCCAGGAAUUUAAAAACACUCUGAGCAGGUGCAGCAAUGUGCCGGCCCCCAAGCCCAGCACAGUCUCUUCCGAGAUGAAGAAUAAAGUCUGGAAUGUUUCCCUCAAGACCUUUGUCUUAAAGGGGCUGCUCAAGAAGUUCAAAGAGGACCUGCGUGGAGAGCUGGAGAAAGAGGAGAAAGUUGUGUGCAGGGGUGAGGGGAAGCAGGAAGAAACGGAGGACAAGGGAGGUGGUUCUUACUCCUGCAGAAAUCUGGUGGAGCUGACCUUGGACCCGGACACGGCCAACCCCCGCCUCAUCCUCUCUCUGGAUCUUAAGAGCGUGCGCCUGGGACAGCGGGCCCAGGACCUGCCCAACCACCCGCGUCGCUUUGACACCAACACACGCGUCCUGGCGUCCUGCGGCUUCUCCGCUGGGCGGCACCACUGGGAGGUGGAGGUGGGCUCCCAGGACGGCUGGGCCUUCGGCGUGGCCCGUGAGAGUGUGCGCCGCAAGGGCCUCACGCCCUUCACUCCCGAGGAGGGCGUCUGGGCGCUGCAGCUCAACGGUGGGCAGUACUGGGCCGUGACCAGCCCUGAGCGGACGCCCCUCAGCUGCGGCCACCUGUCCCGCGUGAGGGUGGCGCUGGACCUGGAGGUGGGGGCCGUGUCCUUCUACGCCGUGGAGGACAUGCGCCACCUCUACACCUUCCGUGUCAACUUCCAAGAGCGUGUGUUCCCCCUUUUCUCCAUCUGCUCCACAGGCACCUACUUGCGAAUCUGGCCUUGAGACAUUGCCCGGCCCCCAGAGGCAGGGGGCCCGUCCAGAGUGAAGCCUUCUGGCUGCCAGGGGGAGGGAUGGGAGCUCCGUCGGGGCUUCCUGCUCACUUUGGGUCUGCCCUUCACCCCUCCUGCCCCCGGCUGCCUUAGAGAGGCUUCAGGAGGCCAAGCGGCCGAGGCAGAAAGGCCCCAGGGCCUGUCCCCUACCGGGCAUGUGGAUUUGGUACCAGCUGCUGGGGUGGGGGAGGUGGGGGGAGAGGACAGGAGCCCAGCUGUUGACAGGGCUGCUUCCUGUUCCUGGGCCUCACUGCUCAGCCUCAGCAGCACCUCUGGCUCCCUGGAGCGACACCAAGCCCCGGGCCUGUGUUGUCCUCAGUUGCAAGGGGCACAUUUGGGGCCAGGCCAGCCAGGUUCAUGAUCACUUCUGUUUUGCCUUCUUGUCAGCUGCCAGCUGCCUUCAGAGACCUGAAUCCAGCUGGCCUAACCAAAUCGUCCUCUCAGGGAGGAGCACUGUGCUCCCGGCUCAAAGGACA